CCUCCCAGAAGCCGGCGGUUGCGGUGGUGACGGGAGGGUCCUGCAGCCCUUGGCUGCUUUUAGUGACGCAACGUCAGCGCAAAGAGGAGAAGUCAUGUCUGCUCCGGGGCCUCCAGCCGCCCAGCACAACGGCCCGGCGCAGCCUCGGCCUCCUCAUGGCUACAGGCUUUAUCCGUCAGCCGUCAGCGCUCCUCCAGCGCUCUGCUCCCAAGUGCCGAGUAAAGUUACUCCUUCCCACACGGACCACCAGUAUGGGUUUGAUUAUCACUCGAUAAACUAUGCAGCCCCACCAUUACCACAGAACCCUAAUAUUCCACCUCUCCCGACCAAUCAUUUGCAUUCAAACCAAGGUCCCCACCAGUUCAGUCAUGGACGUUCUCAAAGUGAUCACAUUCCAGCAUCCCAGCCACAGCAUCAAACCGUAGCUCCCCCUGUACAACCAUAUCCGCCAUUUACUGGUGACUACAGUUAUUCUGCCACCUCAUCCUUACCUCCUCAGGGAUUGGCCAGUCAUUCCAGCCACUAUUCUGCACCUCUGAUGUCUGGUCAUAUGUAUCAAGGCGCACCAUACUCCUCCAUGCCUGCAAGCAGUCAGUACGGACAAGGGACAUCUGCCUAUGGCACUCAGGUGACUAACAAUGCUCAGAGACUGCCGACUGCUCCUCCUCACUUGCUUCAUCAAGAUUUGCGCAGCUUAAGUGCGCCGCCUGUCCCAGUCACUGGUCCACAAAGAGCUCAUGAUGGCCUUGGGCAGAACCAAGCCGUACCCUUGGCUACACACCAUCAACAACCCAGUGCAGGGUCACCUGCAUUUGCAGGACAGACAUCAGAUAUAGGACGACCUAGUCCGGCUGUAUCCGCUUCUAACUCAGUUGCAACCUAUCCCCCUUCUGGAAACCAGCCUUCGGGGUCUCCGUCUCCUCUGGCUCCUGCGUAUAAACCUCAACCGACCGUACAGCAAGGCAUGCAGUAUGAUGGAUAUGUCAAUAAUCAAGCUAACUUUGCACCGACUCCCUUGUCAUCCAGCUCAGAUGAUGAGGAAGAGGAGGAGGAUGAUGAGGAAGCAGGCAUUGAUGAAAGUUCCUCCACCACCAGCAGUGCAUCAUCCGAGCCAAGAAAUUUUGACGUGUUGGAAGGAGGAGGAUACACAGGUGAAACUCUUUCUCCAAAGUGUCAGCCACGGGAAUCUUUUCAAUUACAUCUUUAUUUUGGUUUGUCGCUAAGUUUUUCUGAUUUUUGCCUAUUUCUAGAGACGCCUGCAGCAGCAAACAUCCAGCCUCCCGUUAAUGCUCCGUCUAGACUGUCCAAACCAUUUGGUCAUGGAUACCCAGCUCUCCAGCCAGGGUAUCAGAAUGCAGCAAGUCCCCACAGCUCCCAGUCAAGUACUCCUGUUCAUCAGCCGAACUAUCCACAGUAUGCUCCUCAAUACGGUGGCAUGAAUCAAUUACCAGCUUCCCUAGCAGGAUUAAGUCUACAGCAGGCCCAGCAGCCAGAGAGUCUUCGACCUGUGAACCUUAUACAGGACCGUAACGUUCUUCCUGUGUCGUCUUUGCCACCUCCAGCUCCGAAUCUCAAUGCAGACCUUAAAAAACUCAACUGCAAUUCAGAGUUUUUUAGGUGCACCCUCACAAAUAUUCCACAGACUCAAGCUCUUUUGAACAAAGCAAAGCUCCCCCUUGGAUUACUCCUUCAUCCUUUUAAAAGCAAGCCGCGUAUCCCCACUAUAUCCCCAAGCUCCAUUGUGCGAUGCAGGAGCUGCAGGACAUACAUCAAUCCCUUUGUAUCUUUUAUUGACCAGAGAAGGUGGAAGUGUAAUCUUUGUUACAGGGUGAACGAUGUUCCAGAAGAGUUUAUGUACAAUCCAGUCACUCGAUCCUAUGGGGAGCCACAUAAACGACCUGAGGUGCUGAACUCUUCAGUGGAAUUUACUGCUUCAUCGGAUUACAUGCUCCGUCCUCCACCUCCAGCAGUUUAUCUGUUUGUUCUGGAUGUAUCAUACAAUGCUGUCGAGUCGGGAUAUCUCCAGUGUUUCUCGCAGUCACUUUUGGAUAAUCUAGACAAGUUACGUGGAGAUUCAAGAACAAAGAUUGGCUUCAUAACAUUUGAUAGCACUGUGCAUUUCUACAACUUACAGGAAGGUCUUUCUCAGCCACAGAUGCUGAUUGUGUCUGAUGUAGACGAAAUAUUCUUGCCUACACCUGAUGGCUUACUUGUAAAUCUUCAUGACAGCUUGGAGCUGAUCAAGGAUCUGUUGACUGCCUUACCGGGAAUGUUUACCAGCACAAGGGAAACGCACAGUGCCCUGGGUCCUGCUCUUCAAGGGGCGUGCAAACUGAUGUCUCCCACUGGAGGACGGAUAUCAGUAUUUCAGACUCAGCUACCAUCUGUAGGAGCGGGACUUUUACAGUCUAGAGAAGAUCCCAACCAAAGAUCCAGCUUAAAGGGAAUACAGCAUUUGGGCCCCGCCACUGAUUUCUAUAAAAAGUUGGCUUUGGAUUGCUCCGGACAUCAAACGGCUGUGGAUUUGUUUCUUUUGAGUUCUCAGUAUUCUGAUUUGGCGUCGCUAGCUUGUGUUUCAAAGUACUCUGCCGGCUGCAUCUAUUACUAUCCAUCCUUCCAUCAAAAGCACAAUCCAGCUCAGGCUGAGAAAUUAAAGCAAGAUCUGGAUCAUUAUCUUACUCGAAAGAUUGGUUUUGAAGCAGUCAUGAGAAUCCGAUGUACAAAAGGCCUCUCAAUACAUACGUUUCAUGGGAAUUUUUUUGUGCGAUCAACGGACCUGUUAUCACUUGCCAAUAUUACUGAGGAUGCUGGAUUUGCAGUACACAUGUCCUUAGAAGAAAGCCUGACGGACUCCUCCUUGGCAUGCUGUCAGGUGGCCCUCCUUUACACUUCUAGCAAAGGUCAGCGGAGGAUACGUGUGCACACCUUGUGCUUGCCUGUGGUAAAUUCACUACCUGAUGUGUUCGCAGGAGCAGAUGUUCAGGCUAUUACUUGCCUGUUGGCAAACAUGGCUGUAGACCGAUCAAUUACUUCCAGUCUUUCUGAUGCGAGAGAUGCCUUGGUGAACGCAGUGGUGGAUUCCCUGUCCUCCUACAGGUCAACACUUUCAAAUCUACAGCAAUCCACUCUCAUUGCACCCAGCGCUCUCAAGCUUUUCCCUCUAUAUAUUUUGGCUCUUCUGAAGCAGAAAGCCUUCAGGACUGGCACCUGCACACGUCUGGACGAUCGUGUUUUUGCAAUGUGCCAGAUAAAAUCUCUGCCGUUGCUUCAUCUGAUGAAAAUUAUUCACCCAAGCCUCUACCGAAUAGACAGGCUUACUGAUGAGGGGGCGAUUCUGGUUAAUGACUUGGUUGUUCCGCAGCCACGUCUUCAGCAAUUAUCUGCCGAGAAACUUGAGCGGGAUGGCGCUUUUCUCAUGGAUGCUGCUUCAUCACUUUACCUCUGGGUUGGAAGAAACUGUGAUACCAAUUUUUUGAAGGAUGUCCUAGGAUUCCCUAACUAUGCAUCUGUGCCCCAAAAAAUGACCCAGCUUCUGGAGUUGGACAAUGUGGCAUCAGAAAGAACACACAAUUUUAUUUCAUGGCUUAAGCAGGACAGUCCAUUAAACUCUGUUUUAUAUGUGUUGAAGGACGACAGUGCUGGGAAGACUGAAUUCUUUCAACAUUUAAUUGAAGACCGUUCAGAGGCUGCAUUCUCAUACUAUGAAUUUUUACUUCACAUUCAGCAACAAAUAUGCAAGUGAUAAGGAUAUGCAAAGCAGCCUUUAUCUUGAAAAAGUAGCUCCACUUAAUACCGAGCGUCCCGGCCUUUGGUGUAUAUUAAUUCUGUUUCUUAUAAAUAGGCCACACCUUUUUCUUUCUUUUUUUUUUUUCUUUUUUUUUUAACGGUUUCCAGGCUGUUGUGAAUUGGCAUCACGGUCUCUGUUUUAGGCAGAGUUUUGUGUGUUGGGUUGUGUGGCAUUUUGGUGCAGUGUUUUUUAUUUUAUGUGAUGAAUGACUUAUACAUUUACAUUUGGCAACUGUUUUUCUCUAAAUCUAUUUUUCCGGAUAUGAACAGACGCCAAAGACCAGUGUUAGUGUUUACUACAAUUUAAGAAACUUAUAUGAUCUUUUGGCAUCCUUGACUGGGAACAUAAGACUUGGCAUAUAUCUCUAUAGAACGAAGCUGUAUCAUGUAUAUAGAAAAGAAUUUGUAAAAUGUAAAAAUGUAACUAAGAAAAUGACUUGCUGAAGUGUGACACAUUGAUGAAUGUAGAGCCCUUCUACAAAUACAUUUAUCCCAGAUAAAAAAAAAAAGUUUACAAUAAUUCUGUGGACUUAUUUAUGACUGAUGUACUAAUUAAACAUAUUUUGCUUGACCAUGUGUUUUAUACUUAUGCAAGUGAUAUCUAUUUUAGAGACCAGCAUUAAAAGUUUUAGACCCUUGA
Molecule: messenger RNA, 4426 nt
Organism: Bufo gargarizans (Asiatic toad)
Lineage: Eukaryota; Metazoa; Chordata; Amphibia; Anura; Bufonidae
Gene: SEC24B
Product: SEC24 homolog B, COPII coat complex component
Exons: 23
Coding region: 95-3742 (1215 amino acids)
Biological process (GO): COPII-coated vesicle cargo loading; endoplasmic reticulum to Golgi vesicle-mediated transport; intracellular protein transport
Cellular component (GO): COPII vesicle coat; endoplasmic reticulum exit site
Molecular function (GO): SNARE binding; zinc ion binding
Source: RefSeq, a predicted model, not a curated record